GAGGAAUACACGCUUAACUGUCUGACUAAGGCCUCAAUAAAUAUAUGUACCUUUGUGCAUGGGCAUGCAAUCGGUGUGAAGACUGAGCGUACUAGAAUUGCCUCAGAGGGAAGGGGGGCAAUAAAAUAAUAAGUACCUAUAUAUAUAUAUAUAUUUUAUGAAUUAUAAAAAUGUUAAUACGAGAGAAAAGGUUUCAAUUCAUGAAAUAGUUGUAGGUAUAGGUUUACAAGGAAUAAAUAAUAAACUUAGCCAGUCAGAAUUAACGACCGCCAUCUUGUCACAAUUGAUAUACUUAAACCAGAUGUUGCCUACAACAGUCCAUAAUGAUAUCCCUGCUCUCGUGUGUAAAUAUUAAUAUUCCAAUAUGUACAUACUUAUUUUCUCAGUACAAAGUUUUAUUGAUUUGGCGCUAUCUUUAAAAUGAACCCACUUGCUAUCGUGGCGCCAUCAUAUUUUUUUACGCUUUACAACAAACACUUCAAUAAGUUAGACCAUAAAUAAUAAUAAAUAAAAAAAUAUUAAUAGAUCAUCAAAUUUUAAGAACUUACGUACGUACUUACGUAUCAGCACAUUUUUUUACAUAUGUCAUAAUUUCUAUAAAAUUCUGGAUAGUUUUUAUUUGUUGUUGAACUGAGCAUAGUGUCCUACGUCAAUUGUCAUGAAAAUAAAUAAUCUACCUACUUACUUUCCGUAAAAAUAACUACUACCUACAAAACACAAUGGAUCACAGCAGGACAAAUAAAUGUUGUGCUGUACCCCUAUGUCAGAGUACUUCGUCACGCACACCACAAAAGAUGUUUAUUCACGUGCCUUUAAAUGUUAAAAGACGAAAUCUAUGGCUGAGACUUGCAAAACGAAAUCCUAAAAAAGUUAUUGGUGAUGCGGAAAUAUACUUUUGUGAAGACCACUUUGACCUCGAAACCGAUAUAUCAAACUAUUUACAGUACAAAAUGGGAUCUACUAAAGAAAUUAAAAUGGUGCCCGGAUGCAUACCUACUAAAUUUAAGUGCCAGAUGAAUCACAAAUUGUCAUCUAAAUCACGAGAUAUACUAGUCACUAAAAAAUUAUUAGAUUUAACUGAAGAGCAGAAAAAGCAGUCGGAGACAACUACAAGUGGCGCACAAACCAUCGCAGAGAUAAAAAGUCCAGAUGUAGGAAGUACCAAUACACGAGAACUCAAAAGUGACUCUGAUAUACAUGAAAAAAUGGACCAAUUCCACAAAGUAUUUUCAUCAGAUAAACCGAAGAGCAAUUAUGUACCGUCUAACAAUCUAUAUGAUCUUUUGAAAAUAGUGCCUGCUACUCCAGUAGCAGUUAGUGAAACACAAAAUGCUGCGUGCAAUUUUACUCCAAAUACUGAUAAAUAUUAUAUACCAAAGAAAAAACCCAGAUUUAAAGUAAGAACUGUAAGGAGUAUAAGAAGAGAAAUGGAACAAGAUGUUUACAGCUAUCUACCAAAAGCCUUAGAAAAUCAAAAGGCUAACUUAUUAAAAAAAAUUAUGGAUGGGUCGUCAAAAGGCGAAACUACUCAUUUGAUGGCCAAAAAAAUUUUUAAUUCUGAUCAACCCAUACUGAGAUCAUCUUGGCAGAUGUUAAUGAAUAUAAAUCCAGAGAACCAUCAACAUUCUAAACAGUUUGUGUUAUGGAAUGGAAAAUGUAUUCAAAUAAGUGGAAGUAAAGGUGGAAGGAAUAAAUUCAUUUGCAAUUACGAUCUGGGAAACCCCAUGUUAAAAAAAAAUUCGGCAAAGAAGAAAAUACUUAAUAAGAAAAAGGGGUUGUUACAAAAUUCGUUAGCCGUUAGAUUUAAGCCGGGACCGUUAAGACGGAAAAAGUAUCUCGAUGACUCCUAUCAAAAAUAUCACGUUGGUAUUACAGAACUAGUAAGUUUACCCAAGCCUGGCUUAGACAUACAACCUUUUUAUGGUAUGACCUUAGAACCAGGAAUUGCUAAAUUUGUAAAUAGUUUACGAGAAGAAAACGGUAAAAUUUGUAGAACAUGGGCGGAAUUUGCAGUAACGAUGUUAGGGUCUAUUAAGAAAUCAAGUGCUGUACAACAUAAUCCGGAUACUACCAUUACCUUCGAUUUAAACUAUAAAUGUAAUCAGCGUAGAAUGUUAAUGCGCCGGGAUAAUCAAGAUAGACAAGGUACACUAAAAGAUCAAAAUGAAAAUCAUUUUGUACCUAGUUAUGUCUCUAAUGAUUCAGUUAUUACAUUAGAUAUUAAACAUAUGUUAGAAGAAAUGUUAGAUUCCGUCGAAAUCAGUCUGGAGCAAGAUAAUAUAUAUACAGGACAAGAUGAGCCUAGAGAAACUGUUUGUGAUGGACCUAUUAAUGUGUAUAGCGCUAAAGAAAAACCCAAAAAAAGAUGUUCUGAACUUGGGAGACUUGACGUAACUGUUAUAAGAUUGCCAGAAGACAAUGGAAUGAAUGAGCUCAAAGUUUGUAAUAAGUCAUUUUGUACUUUGGGAUGUGUGUGUGCAUCAUUAGAAUGUUCAUAUAAUAUAAAAACGCAUUGUGGACUUGCAGGAUGCAUGUUUCAAUGCAUCUGCGACUUUUCUGGUUAUAUGGAUGCAGAUAUUUUAAAAACUGAAUGUUCAGAUUUUUUACCUGGCUUAUUGAAUUUAGAUUCUGAAAUUAAUUUAAAUUUGGCAAAGGAAGAACAGAAAUUUCGACAGACUGUAAUCGUUUCUGGAGAAAAGAGUAUAUUAUUAAAAUCACAAAAAAGAAACUGGAAAGCUUCUAAAAAAUAUGCAGAUUUUUACACAAAUUUAAAUUUAAAAGCGAAUAAGAAAUCGGAGAUGGUAUUGUCAGUUGUAGGCUUAAACCUUAAUUGUCAAAAUAUUGAACCGUGGUGCAUGGUCCACAACCUGUAUAAAUGUUUUUGUAGGGGUAAAUUUACAGAAACUUGUAUUUUCGAGCUUAAUGAAGACAAUCCUCAAAAUAUAAGCAUUGUAGAGGACACACCUAUAAAUACAAAGAAUCUAGGAAUAAACGAUGAUGUUAACAUUAACACUUUAAAAGAUGAAGCUGUAGCUACCGAAACGAAUGCCAAUGUUGAUAAAACUAAUUCAACAACGCUUAUCUCUUCGAUUGAAGGACGAUAUUCGUGCGCUAGAGUAAAAGCAUAUAGAGGAAGAAAGUAUAGUAAUGGGUAUUAUAAAAAUACUAACUUCAAAAUAAAGAAAAUGGAGAAAAAUGAUGCAAAAUUAAAGAAGAGAUUGAUGUUUAUACUAAAUAAGUAUGCGAUAGAGAAUAAAGCUAACUUGCAGAAACAUGUUAUUGCUGACUCAGCCACAUUGCUUGACGUAGAAAAUAGCACAUGUGAUAAAACGACACUACGCAGCCAAGUAGCUCCCCAAGGUGAGCGUAUAGAUAAAUCAAAACUGGUGGCAUGGCUUGAGUCUAGCUAUAAGCUAUAUAAACAACGUAUGGAUCAAGGUAUUGUAAAAACAAGUUUAGAACCACCGAUAUCUGGAAAACUUGCCUUAUACACAUGGGAAUUCAUUCUAAAAAGGUAUAAACAAAGAAAAAACUUUUUUAUGGUGAAUAAACAGGCCCCAUUUAGAAUAUUUAUUGCAGUGGACGGAAAAAGCAGUUUUUUUGAAAAUUGUAUUAAUAUUAAUAAUAUUGAAUUGGCUGAUCUACAUAAAUUUCCAGUUACCGUCAAGAAUCUUCUAACUAAUGCGUGUGAUUCACAAGAAGAUUUUUGUAUAUUAUGUGGAUGGAAUGAAUGUUGGGAAAUAAUAGGUUCAGUUUCAAAACUGAACGACAAAUGUGAAACCAGCAUGGUUAAUGAGAACGUUUUUACUUCAAAUGACUUCUUUCCUGACAAAACAAUGUUGAUGGAAGUAGAUGACAUAAAUAAACAAAAUGAAUCAUUAAUAAAUUCUCAAAGCACCGUAAACUUAAAACGCGAGUCAAAUUCUGAGUCAUCUAAAUGGUUUGUUAUGACUGUAGAAAACGAUUUUAACGAAAUACAAUUUCAUACAAGAGGUUUUUUUGUUACAUACAGCAGCAUAAUAAAAGCAAUAAAUGUUGCCCGAGGAACUGGUAAAACAGUGAGAUUAUCUUCUCAGAAAUGCGCUGGGAAAGGAAAUGAUCCCCAAUUUGGUAUAUAUGCUAUACCUGACUCUAAGGAAUACUGUGUUUUUGUCGGACCUUAUGAAAUGCAUGAACCUUUAGGCAUUGAAACUGUCAUGAAUUCAUUGUAUUUCAAAAAAGACAAAAAAACACGUGGCGUAUGGAUUACAACAGACAAAGUUGAUAACGGGAAAGUUAUUGAUAAUCCACUUUCGUAUAUGCCAUUUUCUCACAUGGAAAGUAGUGCUGUGGUCAAUUUAGAUACAAACGAAUCAAAUACGGAAGGUAGUACAUAUAUAGAAUAUCCCGACUGUUCAUUGAUUCAAACAAAUUUACACCAAAAUGAGACUAGUAGCGAAGAUUCCGAUGUCACAAAAACACCAACAAAAUGCCUGAAACCUAUAAAAAUUCGUAAAACCCAAGAUUUCUAUCAUAUUGCUUCAAAUGGUGCUUUGAAAAAAAUAUUUUAUAAAACUUCUAAGAAACAAGAACCAACCGUCCCUCCCUCUUUUCUGUCGUCAAAGGAUGGACAUAAAAGUGAUAUAAUAAAUUCGUCAAAUUCAGAUAAUAACGAGGGGGAUAACGUUGAGGAGAAAUCAAGUGACAUGUCUUCUGGUCAAACUAGUAUUGAAUUACUAAGUAACAAAAAAUCUGGGGCUGAAAUGAUGUCUCAAGUCAAAAUAACUGCCGUAUAUUCUCGAAGAAAAAUUGAAAUAGAAUCAAAAAAACCAGAGAAAGGAAUGUUUAUUUUGAAACCUGAAGAAAUUAACCAAAAAAUAUUAAAUAAAACAUUCGAUCAAGCACAGUUGGUUACUUCAGUGACUGACAAAUCGGAAAAUAAUGAUUUUAUUGAUAUGGACAUUGAAAAUUUCUUAAGUCAUUCUGUGGUUUGUAAGUCUCCAGUGCCUGAAGUAUUAGAGAUUUCAGAUAACUCUGAUGACGAAAAUGAGAACCAAUUGAAUAAAAAAAUGUGUAAAGAAGUUUGGAUACAAUGCACAAAUAUAGAUAAUUUUGGUUGGAUUAAAGGACAAAAGAAUAAUCAAAAUUUGUUAAGCUUUGAAUUCCCUGGUUUUCAACCUACGGAUUUUUAUGAAACACAAGAAGCAAUUUUAAAAAUUAAUCAAGUAUUAUCAAGAAAGAUUUACAUCUCUAAGAAUUUGACCCUUGAAUGGGAAAUCAUUGACAGUGAAAGUAAACUGAAAAAUAAAGACAUGUUACGUGCAGAACAAUUGGGACCCGAUUUUGUUUUAACUAAGCAAGGAAUACGACAUAAACUAGAUUUGAUAAGGAAGAAUUCCUUGAACUUAAAAAUCAAUGUAAAACCGGACCCUAAAAAUUCCAUAAAGACUGAAACAAUUACAUCGACGUGUACUACUUCAACGAGCAAGAGUACUUAUUUAAGCGGAUUAGAGGAGCAAAGCGUCACAUUAGAAAACGAAAAUAAAAUGCUUUGGAAUAAGACAUUAUCUAAUAAAACGCAAAUAUUACAGUCCUUAUCGACUGCAUCUGAAGAAACUAAACAGCAUAUGGCCAAUAAAUUGAAGACCAUAAUGUCGAUGAGUGAUUAAUAGCGUUACUCUUACUGUUAAACAAGUAACAAGUAGGUAUCCUUAUUCUUAAUUAAUUUUAAGUAUUCUUAGUAACUAUUGAAACAAUAUUUUUCGUAAGUUUCUUCUGUAUAUAUAAAACAAGCUGUGAUACUUAUUUGUAAACAAUACGAACUUCAACGCUAUCGUUGUAGUAUUACUUAGUUUAUGUGUAUAAUAAAUACAAAGUUAUGACUGAUUUUGUAAUUGUUUCAUUAUAGUGGUUUAGCUGAUCCGUAAA
Molecule: messenger RNA, 5907 nt
Organism: Manduca sexta (tobacco hornworm)
Lineage: Eukaryota; Metazoa; Arthropoda; Insecta; Lepidoptera; Sphingidae
Gene: ocm
Exons: 7
Coding region: 720-5648 (1642 amino acids)
Source: RefSeq, a predicted model, not a curated record